This is a messenger RNA of Eimeria tenella, 1741 nucleotides long. RefSeq lists its product as uncharacterized. Lineage: Eukaryota; Apicomplexa; Conoidasida; Eucoccidiorida; Eimeriidae. The transcript has a single exon. The annotation marks the transcript as partial. The record is from RefSeq and is a predicted model, not a curated record.
AUGCUGGCAGCAUCGCAGCACCAGGCCUUCCCUGAGGCCCUUUUUGUGUCCCUUCCGGAGCUGCUGCUGUCCAAAAUGCCCUCUCAAAGCAGCAGCAGCAGCAGCAGCAGCAGCAGCAGGAUUCUGGCGGAGGCCUCCCUGCGCGACUUGGCGGGCCUCUGCAUCGGCAUGCAGCGUGCUGCUGCGUUUGCUGCUGGGGGGCCCCUCCUGCAGCAGCAGCUGAGGGCCCAAGGGGGCCCCCACGAGACCGCGCUGCUGCAGCAAGAGGCAAGGAAGCAGCAAAAGGAGGCCCUAGCUCUCUUUGAGGGGGCCCCUCAAACGCGCACUUUGCAGCAGCAGCAGCAGAAGCAGCAGGAGCAGAAAGAAGCACAAACUCAGCAGCAGCAAAAGCAGCAGCAGCAGAAAGCAGCACAAAUCCAGCAACAGCAGCGGCACAAACAACAGCAGCUGCACAAACAGCAGCAGCAACAGCAGCAGCAGCGGCGGGAGCAGCAACAGCAGCAGCAGCAGCAGCAGCAAAGGUACAUGAAGGCCGCUCUUCUUGUUUGGCAUUCAGUUUGCCGAGAGGUAAGGCGGCGUCUGGAGAAGGGGGGCCCCCGCGCUUUGGCCUUUGGGGGCCCCUCCGGGUCUUCCAGGGGAAAGCUGCAGCAGCAGCAGCAGCAGCAGCAGCAGCAGCAAACAGAAGCAGCGGCGUCUCUGCGAGAUGUGUGGUCCCUCAGCUGCUGCCUGGGCUGCGUGGGUCUCCUUUCUCCUUAUCUCUUUAGGGGCCUCACAGCUGCUGCUCUUCAGCUUGCUGCUCCCAGCAGCAGCAGCAGCAGCAAGCAGCAGCAGCACCCCGAACAGCAGCCAAACCCGCAGCAGCAGCAGCAGCAGCAGAACAGUGUUGCUGGAGACACUCUCUCCCCAAGGUGGGGGGGCCCCACAGGAGGCCUCCAGAAAGAAACCCCGAGGGCCCUCAUUGAGACCCCCGACUAUCUAGUGAGUGCAGAUGCUCUGCUGCUGCUGCUGCUGUUGCUGCUGUUGCUGCCGCUGCUGCUGCUGCGUCUUGCUGCUACUGCUGCUGCUGCUGCUGCUGCCUUGUCCCCGUCUCAGGUGGUUUACAAACCCCCCUACUGGCUCAUCAACACAGCCCAGACAGACCCGGGGGCCCCAGAAGCCUGUGGGGCCCCUGGGGGACCCCCGGUCUUCUGGGGGCCCCCUGGGGGCCCCCCUGGUGCUCUUGAAAUCCCUGCAUGGGCCUCCCGGGGGGCCCCCCUACGAAGCAAUCAGGAAGUACCCCUUGAGGGGCUAUUGGGGGGGGCCCCCAAGGCCCCAACGGGGGCCCCUCAAGAGGCCCGAAGGGGGGGCCCCCAAGAGACCCGGGGUGGGGGCCCCCAAGGGGCCCCAAGGGGGGCCCCCCAAGAAGACCUUAGUGGGGGCCCCCUGCUUAGCGAAAAGCUGCUAAACAGCGGAAGGCCUGAGCCACUUCAUUUGUUUCUGAGGGCCCGAUAUGUUGAAAAGAAGUGCCCUCUGCUGCCGGGGGCCCCCCUACAGCAGCCUGGGGUGCCCGCCGUGCGGCUCAGGGGGCCCCAGGGGCCCCUCGCAGGGCAGAGCCUGGGGCUAGGGGGAGAGGGGGGCCCCCCAGGGAGGGCCCCCAAGGGGGCCCCCGAGAGAUUUACAGCUGGAGAGGAAUUCGGGAGGGUCCUUUUAGACCCUUUUCUUGCUUCAGGCUGUACCCACAGACUUGACUGCGAAACUAGUG